Molecule: messenger RNA, 861 nt
Organism: Truncatella angustata
Lineage: Eukaryota; Fungi; Ascomycota; Sordariomycetes; Amphisphaeriales; Sporocadaceae
Product: kinetochore Sim4 complex subunit FTA2-domain-containing protein
Exons: 2
Coding region: 1-861 (286 amino acids)
Source: RefSeq, a predicted model, not a curated record
AUGACGACUUUGGUUCCGAAUGCUAGAGGGCCUAAGCUGUUCCCAUUUGACGGAGAUGUAACAAAUGCGCAAUUCAUCAGAAUAUUAAAUGCGGACGAAGGGAAUGAGGGACAUAGUCGCGUAUUUCAAGUACUUUUGAAUAAGAAGAGAUAUGCUGUCAAAAUUUUCAAGUUUUUCAAACUUGAUGACAUUCGCCCGGACUUCUUUAUGGAAGAGCACGUUAUAAGUGAUAAUGUGAUAAGGCAUCAUUUAGAUCCUUUUUUCGCUGAGUGUCGGGCCUUCGGACUUCUGGUCAAAGAGGGCAAGGAUGACAAACUUGCCGUUCGUUGUCACGGGUACUUAUAUCUACCAGGGUCUGUGGAGCAGCGAAUUGAGCAACAAUUUGGCAUCUAUGACUGGAAUCGGACGCAGGAAGACAACAACAAACCUCUGCGGGCAAUUGUGAAGGAUUAUAUCCGCUAUAAAUCCUUUGACAAACCAUCAAACUUCGCCAUCAUGAGGGACAAAGUGGAAAAGCUGAACAAUAUGGGCAUAUACAAUAUGGAUGUUCGCAAGGAAAACUACCUUGCUGGUCGUCUAUUCGAUUUCAGCGUUGCCAUCACUAUUCCCCACCUGAGCUUUUCGAUGGAUUUUCGCACUCAAGCACAGAUCUUGGAGGACAGUCAAUAUGAUCUCAUCUGCUUCAAUGCCAUGACGAAAAGGGCGAUUGAGCAAGAUGAUUCAAAGAAAAAGGGCCGUUGGAUGAACUUAAGGUCUCUUUCAAAGAAGGAGGAUUCGAGACAAGAAAGCAAUCAGGCUAAAUCAGAACCCCUCUCGAAAAACAUCCGGUCUCGCUCGAGGAAGAGCAAUUCCAAGAAGUGA